Messenger RNA from Pogona vitticeps (central bearded dragon), 2179 nucleotides. It is a transcript of the gene METTL18, whose product is annotated as methyltransferase 18, RPL3 N3(tau)-histidine. Gene Ontology annotation, cellular component: nucleus. Gene Ontology annotation, biological process: peptidyl-histidine methylation, to form tele-methylhistidine. Gene Ontology annotation, molecular function: protein-L-histidine N-tele-methyltransferase activity. The record is from RefSeq and is a predicted model, not a curated record. NCBI's taxonomy places the organism in Eukaryota, Metazoa, Chordata, Lepidosauria, Squamata, Agamidae.
GAAGGAAGGAAGGAAGGAGGCGGAAGCUCGGCGAGUGGAGCCUCUUUCGGGUUUGCCUAUCCCUGCGGCGCUCUCUCUCUCUCUUCUUGAGAAAAGCAGCGUUCUAAAUUUGAAAGGCUGUUGGUGGAAAUAUGAACUAGAGGGCGCUUGCCUGGCCCUCGGGAACCGCUCGUUUUCCGAAACGAUGCCUUGCAUCCUUCUCUGAACACGGCUUAUCACACCACGUUCGUGAGAACUGAGCCAGAAACCCAGGAAUCUGCUUUCCUGCCCGGCGCCUCUAGCUUAAUUCUGCUUCUCUCACCAGAAGAUCUCUGUAGAGCCAGAAGAAGGCACAGUUAUACAGACAAGGAUCUCACAGCAAAACUGGACUUGCAAACUUCCUUUCAAUAUACAAUACUAAAUAUUUAUAUUGCUGGUGUGUCUAUAAGUUUAUACUUUGAAUUUUUCUUCAGAAGAAAAUGGAUUUCCAGUUCAACUUCUCUAUAGAUACUGUUCCAGAAAACAAAAUAGAUGCUACUGGAGAUAGAAAAAUGCAGGAGAAAACAGUAGAUGCAUCUACGGACAAAAAAGAAAAUGCCACUGAAAGUAAUGAAGGAAUUUCCUCAGAGGAACAUAUAAUUAACUGGGAAUCUUUAUCAAAACUCACUGCUAAUGUGACAGCGUGCACUGCUUUGAGUGAAAAUGGGACAAGUUUGCCAAAGAAACAUUUCUGUCCUCAGUCUGUGAAGGAGCAUAAUAUUCCUAAAGAUGGCAGCAAAGUGUUAGAAAAUAAGGUUGUGGUAACCCUACCAUGCACUUCUGCUGGUAUUUCUGUGGUGGAGACAACUUUCCCAGUUGAUCUCACUGGAGGAGAUGUAGUGUCUAAAAGUAUUUCUUCUCACUCUGAUCUAAUCACAGGUGUCUAUGAAGGUGGUCUGAAGAUCUGGGAGUGUACCUAUGAUCUCAUUGAUUAUUUAGUAGAAGCUGAAAUUCCAUUUGCACAGAAGUCUGUUUUGGAUCUUGGCUGUGGGGCUGGAUUGUUGGGAGUGCUUGCAUUGAAAAGUCAUGCUAAAGAAGUUCACUUUCAAGACUACAACAGCUCAGUGAUUGAAGAAAUAACUCUACCUAAUGUAUUGGUUAACUGUGCAUAUCAAGGUGAUGAUGUUGGAGGAAUUGCUGAUCCUUGCCUAAAACAAUGCUCAGAAAGAGACUUUGAUCAAGACUUGCUCUCUAAAUGCAAAUUCUUUUCUGGGGAAUGGUCAGCAUUUAGUAAACUCCUUUUAAGUAGCAAGAAGCCCUUAGCAAAAUAUGAUCUCAUCCUCACCUCUGAGACUAUUUACAAUCCCAAUUACUAUGAAGCUUUGCAUGAUACACUUUCUCAUUUAUUGGGAAUAAAUGGUUGUGUGUUUUUGGCAAGUAAAGCACAUUAUUUUGGGUGUGGUGGUGGGGUUCUCCUUUUUACAAAAUUUAUUGAAGAAAAAAAUAUUUUUAAGUGUAGAACUGUUAAAGUUAUUGAAAAAGGACUAAAUCGUUUCAUUAUUGAACUAGUCUUUAAGAAUUCCUUUUAACAUGUUUUCUGGCUGAAUAGAUUCCAAGACAUGUUUCUGUUUUAUUAUGGCUUCUUUGGUAAAUUCCAGGGUGGUUAUUCUUGGUUCAUAAUUGUGUUUUUCUUACCUGGUUUCUUCUAUAUUUUCCUUAUUCUUUUUGACAACAUAGAAUUCUUUCUAGAAACUCUCAGAUUCUUCAAACACCUACCUUUUGAUAUAGUAAUGUAUUCCAAGUAAAGAAUCUAAAUGUUCUUUGCAUGAUUUGGAAUUAUCCGGUGCAGAAUAGACACCAUUCCUGUAUAGUUUGCUUCCUUAAUGUACAUAAAACCUACCCUGUGAAUCUCAUUGGGCUUUUUUUUUCAGUUAGAGAACCUGGUCCAAGUAAUAUCACCUGAAAUCCAGUAGUAAGUUGGAACUUCAAUGAGUCAAAUCCUCAGUAAAUUCCAGUCAUUUAGUGGGUGUACACUAAGUGUGAUUUACUACUUUUUUGCCCUGAAAAACAUGCCUCCAGGUGGGGGGGUCAUCUUCUACGCUGGGUGCACUUCAGUUGGGAUAGACAUAUCGGCCCAUAGUGGCCUUCCGAUGCUUGCCCGGUGCCCAUAGUAGCCUGCCGAUGCCUGCCCAUCUCAUUCUACAUAGCGUCUAGUAUCGCG